Eurytemora carolleeae is the source of this 1288-nucleotide messenger RNA. RefSeq lists its product as uncharacterized. The record is from RefSeq and is a predicted model, not a curated record. NCBI's taxonomy places the organism in Eukaryota, Metazoa, Arthropoda, Copepoda, Calanoida, Temoridae. The transcript is spliced from 4 exons. Bases 180 to 674 code for a protein of 164 amino acids.
UCCAAUAUUUCUCACCCCUACUAAACGCUCCUGUUUACAAAUUUAUAUUUAGUCUUCCGAUUCUGCCAUUUACAAACUACUGGUUCAGUGUGUCGUCAUUUCAACUUUUCGUAAUUCCUAAUGUUUCAUUCAAAAUAAAGCUUCCUUGAAGUCGAGAGAACUCUUUGAAACGUCCGAGGAUGAAAAAGAAAGCACCAAUGGGAGUGUUUGAAAGACUGGAGCAGAACGUUCAGGAUUUUGUUUCUGAUCCCCUUGGACAAAUUACCAAAGAUCUAGGAUUGUCGCAGGGUUGGGGUCUGGACAGGUUAAUGAGAAGAAUGACAGGGGACAGAAGAUCUAGAAGACGUGAAGAUGGGUUUAGAGGAGUCAACCAAUACAGGACUGAUCUGUGGGAAGGCGGCAGUGAGGUUAAGAAUGAGUUGCUCAAGGCUCCUUACAAUGGUUACCAAGCAAGACCCGUAGGACUUGGAGGACAGGCAUACCAUGAAGGACAGGAAGGACAAGGAGGACAGGCAGGACUGCCCUAUCAGACUUGGGACUACGACCGAGAGGACUACAGCACAGAUCAGAUGUAUGAAAAGUCCAAUUAUGUUGAAAAUGAUCCUUCAAGAUAUCAAACAACAUUCAUGGACAACAACAGAGAGAUAAAGAAUCAAAAAUACUUAAAGAAAUAAAGGUUUUUAAAACCGUCAGAAGAUUCACCAGGAACCGGAUUCAAUUGUUAGAAGUUGAACUAUUUAGUUGUAGUUAAACCACUUAUUCUGUGCGCCGGUUCAAGUUAAAGAGAAGGAUCGUUAAACUUAUUCUACUUAGUUUAACUUCUUCUUUCUUCUUGCAUUGAUUAAAAACAAACACAGUCUCUGGGGAGGGGAGGAAAUCCAGCCACAUUAAUUUCUAGUCCGAGCCACAUUGUUCUCAUUUUCUCGUUCGAGCCACCUCGAAAUCCUCGUCCUUCCAUUAUUACUUUUAUGUGUAUAAUCCUCCAAGAUAAAACUAUUUUUUAAGAAUGGGCCACGUUAGGGCAUAAAUGAAAUUUUGAAGUUUUGUAAAUCUAAAAAAUAGUUUCAAUUGCAUUAAAGAUUUCGAGUUCAAUGUCCUUAAAAAUGUUCACCUUUCUACGCGCAUUUUCAGAUAUUCCUGGAGUAAAAUGCCGCAAAGAUUUUUUAUUUUAGAACUUAAAUUAGAACUUUAAUUAAAGUGAAAACAAUAUAAUUUUUCCGGGGGUUCCAUGGAGAAAGUGAUAGGCAGAGAUAUGCAAAAUAUUUUGCUAUUUAUUUUAUAUUGCGAA